AUUGCCAAACCUUAAUCCAAUCAAAAGAAUUUUCUCCCCAAUUUGUUCAUCCCGCUCUUACUCUCCCUUGUUCAGAGUAAACCACUACCUUUCUAUUCACCUCUUUCUUUCUCCUCUCUCUAUAAACCCUACAAUUUUCACUGUUGCCCCAAAUCAUGGCUCUGGUCUUGCAUGCAGGGAACACAAAUAAAAAUGCCUACAAGGCUCUCAUCGCUGCAGAAUAUAAUGGUGUGAAAGUCGAGUUGGUCAAAGAUUUUGAGAUGGGUGUAUCCAACAAAACGCCCGAGUUUCUUGAAAUGAACCCCAUUGGGAAGGUUCCAGUCUUGGAAACUCCUGAUGGCCCUAUUUUUGAAAGCAAUGCCAUUGCAAGAUAUGUUACACGGUUGAAGGCUGAUAGUCCACUCUAUGGCUCCUCACUGAUUGAUUAUGGCCACAUUGAGCAGUGGAUUGAUUUUGCAUCUCUAGAGAUUGAUGCUAAUAUAUUGCGCUGGUUCGUUCCAAGGCUGGGAUUUGCUGUAUAUCUUCCUCCGGCUGAGGAAGCUGCCAUUUCUGGAGUCAAGAGGGGCUUGGAAGCCUUGAACGCACAUCGCUCUAAUACCUACCUGGUUGGACACAAUGUGACAUUGGCUGAUAUAGUCAUGACAUGCAACUUGGUUCUUGGUUUUAGUCGGAUUAUGACUAAGACAUUUACCUCUGAAUUUCCUCACGUUGAAAGAUAUUUUUGGACUAUGGUUAAUCAACCAAAUUUCAAGAAGGUUCUUGGUGAAAUUAAACAAACAGAAUCUGUUCCACCAGUUGCAAAGAAACCUUCUCAGUCCGUCAAGCCCAAAGAAGAACCAAAGAAAGAGGUCAAGAAAGAAUCGACCAAGCCCAAAGAAGCUCAUACACCUGUAGAGGAGGAAGAGGCUCCCAAACCAAAGCCAAAGAAUCCUCUUGAUCUUCUGCCUCCCAGUAAGAUGAUACUGGAUGAGUGGAAAAGGCUCUACUCUAACACCAAAACCAAUUUCCGUGAAGUUGCAAUUAAAGGAUUUUGGGAUAUGUAUGAUCCAGAGGGCUACUCUUUAUGGUUUUGUGACUAUAAGUACAAUGAGGAAAAUACUGUCUCAUUCGUGACCAUGAACAAGGUUGGUGGAUUCUUACAAAGAAUGGAUCUUGCUAGGAAGUAUGCAUUUGGCAAGAUGUUGGUGAUUGGAUCAGAACCCCCAUUCAAGGUCAAGGGUUUGUGGCUCUUCCGUGGACAAGAGAUCCCUCAAUUUGUGCUUGAUGAAUGUUAUGACAUGGAACUUUAUGAGUGGAAAAAGGUGGACAUCAACGAUGAGGCUCAAAAGGAGCGUGUCAGUCAAAUGAUUGAAGAUUACGAGCCUUUUGAGGGAGAAGCUUUACUAGAUGCCAAAUGCUUCAAGUAAUGGGUGUUUUAUGGCUAGGGAGGCUAUGUAGUGGUGGUUUGGUGAUGCAUACACAUAUCUGCUACCUCACACUUUCAACUUUAGAAUUUGGAGGAAUUAAUGAUUUUCCAAAUAUUGCUAGAGUUGUGCUUUUAGACGUUUUCGCAGGAGUCAUCUGGUUGACAAUACUGGCUUUUAGAUGGUUUUGCAGGGUCAGGAUCUUAGUCACCAGGUUAACAAUACUAUUCCUUACUGCUUGCUUUUCUAGGUAACCCCGAGGAAAAUUUGAUAUGAUAAACGUAAUAGUGUGUGACUUUGCAGUAUAACUAACAUGUUAUGCUUAUUAUUUUACCUGAGAAUGGUGAUACAUUGGGCAUUCUAGUUGCCAUGUUCCAAGGACUAUAGUUGAUGUAUACAUUGAUUAGCAAGUUUUAAAAAUAGUUCUAUAAGUAAAUAAUGUACAACCCAAAAUGGUUUCGUGUUUGGGGUACAAGAGCAAAGAGUCGGCCACAGUCUAAUGUUUGAAAAUUGAGGUAUAAUUUAAAAAAAAAAAAAAAAUUAGUUUUUUUUUGACACCAAAGUUAAUAAUUUCUUUUGUUACAUUUGGAUUUUUUAUUUAUUUUUAUUUUUAUUUAUUUUUUUAUUUUUUAUCCAAGAAAAUCAACUAAGGGUAUGUUCACUUUAAUUUCAAUUCAGUUUAGCUCUAAUCAAUUCAAUUCCUAAUUUUCUUCUUUCAUAAACAAUUUAUUUCAAUUUAACUCCAAUUAGUUCAGUAGAUCAUGUCCUAAUUUCUAAGACAUAGUUAAAUUCCUAUAAGACAAAUUACACUGAUUCCAUGAUAAAAUUAAUGUCAUUUGAUUAGUAAAUUUAUAAGUAAUGGUGUUAAGAACUAGGUAAUAAAAUAAUAAUCG
Molecule: messenger RNA, 2296 nt
Organism: Chenopodium quinoa (quinoa)
Lineage: Eukaryota; Viridiplantae; Streptophyta; Magnoliopsida; Caryophyllales; Amaranthaceae
Product: elongation factor 1-gamma 2-like
Biological process (GO): translational elongation
Molecular function (GO): translation elongation factor activity; glutathione transferase activity
Source: RefSeq, a predicted model, not a curated record